CCUAAAUUAUUAUUAAUCACUUCAUAAUAAAAUGCAAUUAAAAUCGAAACUUAUCUAUAAAUUCGGUAAACCCGAUAGUAAAACCUUCAUUGUUAUUCUGUUGAUUCAUCAAGAAGUCAAGACGAAAAAAGUACCUUACUAAAGAGUGGCGGCUAUGACUAGAUUCCAUCAUAACAUAACCAUUCCCGAAGUCUACAAUCCUCUUAUUGAGGAACCUAAAAUCAUAAAAUUCUGGCACAAGAAGAAGACCUUCCACAAAAUAAAGACCAAUCGCCGAGAGAAAAACGAUGGUAAGUUCUGCUUUCACAGUGCACCAGUGUCAUGCAAUGGACAUCCUCAUUCUGGACAGAUUUUGAAUAGUCUGAUUAAAGACGUGUUGAAGCGUUAUGGCUAUCAAAAGAAUUGUCGAGUUGACAGCAUAUUCCGUUGGGAUGGACACAAUCUUCCAAUUCAACAUGAAGUGGACAGAGAAUUAGGAAUCACCCACGAAGAGAAUUUGAAGAGAAGUGACGCUAAACUUUACAAUGAAUAUUGUCGAACAGUUGGACAGGAACACACCGCUGAAUGGAUGUCCGUCUUCCAGAGGCUGGGACACUGCGUCGAUUGGAACAAAGAUUAUAGCACCUCGGACAACCGAUACAUGCAAGGGGUUUGGAAAGUGUUUAAACAGCUUUACGACCAAGGUCUUGUGUACCGAGACACCAAACCCCUCUUCUACUCAACUGUCUGCUCCUCUCAUUUCACCAAAUUUCAAGCUGAGGAGAAUCUGAAGGAAGUUUCUGAGAUAGGCUCAACAAUUGCAUUGAGAAUAGUUGAUUCCAGUGAAAAACUCUUGAUAUGGACAACAAAUCCCUGGAUGCUGGCAUUCAAUUCUAGGCUCUACGUGAAUCCUAAGGCGACAUAUGUCCGAGUGAAGGUUGAGGAACAGACCUUCAUCCUCGCCGAGAAUAGUCUUGAAUUCGUUUUCAAGAACCCAUCCGAAUACAGUGUCAUUGAAAAAGUUCUGGGUGAAUCUCUGGCAAAGAUCAAGUGUGAAUCCUUGUUUGAGAAUGUCCCUCCAAGUUCGGGAUUCCGAAUCAACACUGACCCAAUAAAAUCCGACGACGAGGAACCUAGCACGGGUAUUACUGGCUCCGCAAAUUUAUCUUCUGAACUCCUUAAAAAUGGAACCAUUCUUAACACCAAAGAAGUCAAAUACAAGAGACCCCACUGCCCAAAGUCAGGAACUCCCCUUGAGAGAAGAAACAUCCAAUCUUGGUUUAUUCGAGUCGAAGAAAUUGUCGAAGACUUCCUAAGGCAUAUCAUGAGCUUUAUAAAUUGGGUUCCCGAGCAACAAGUAUCAGAGAAGGAUCUUGUGAAGUGGAUUGAGAACCACUUUGCCCAAUGGCCAAUUAGUCGUAGGGGACAAUGGGGAACUCCUGUUCCUAUAUGGUCAUCCCCAUCCGGUGACGAAGUUGUUUGUGUCGAAAGUCUCGAGGAGCUCAAGAAACUUUCGGGGAAAAAAAAUAUUCCAGAUUUGCAUAGAGAAAAUGUUGAUUUCAUUCGAAUUCCUUCAAGAACUCCUGGAAAUCCCCCUCUUCGUCGGGUUAGUGAUGUUUUCGAUGGAUGGUUCGAAUCUGGAGCUUUGCCAUUUAUUUGGGAAAGAUAUGACCAAGCUGACUUUGCUGCUGAAGGCAACGACCAGACCAGAGAAUGGUUCUACACAACAGUGAUUCUAGCGACUGCUCUGGCGCGACCUUCACCAUAUCGCAAUGUGAUUACCCACGGACUGACUCUGGAAGCGAAUGAGACUAAGGUUCUCAAACGCAAACACAAUCGCAACGACCCCAUGAGGCUAUGUGAAAAGUAUGGAGCUGAUGCUUUCAGACUUUACAUGCUCAACUGUUCACAAUCUAAUUUCACCGUGAAGGAGGAAGGAGUCGCAAGAAUGGCCGAGACUGUGAUUCAACCGCUCUAUAGGAUUUUCCAUAAGUGCACAAGUCAAAUGGGAAGUCCUAGUUGGGUGAAUUAUGGAUAUAUUUCAGAAUGGACUUAUCAUCAAUCCCAGGACCUACUAGACCAAUGGAUUCUGUCCCGAACCGAGUCACUUCUAAAGUUUUAUAUUGAUGAAAUGAAUGCCUUCCGUGUCAAUUCGUUUUUGCCCAAAUUGAUUGAGCUCCUGGGACAAAUUGAAGCCUGGUACAUUCCAUUGAGAUGUCCUGAACCCAAUCCGAAAGAUAAAGAGACAUCAAUCAAUUCGACCUCAAUACAUCUAAGCACCAGUAUGUUGUUUAAUGUCAUCUAUAGACUGUGUCUAAUCUUAGCUCCAGUAGCUCCAUUCCUGACGGAGUUCAUCUAUCAAAUCCACAAAAAAUGGAUGGUAUUUUAUGUCCGGGAGGAAUCCAUGCACGAAGCUCGACUUUUUCCACCUUGCGUCUCUGUAAUAAAACCAGAUCUUGAAUUGAAUAUCCAACGAAUGCAAAGUAUAAUGGAGACUUUAGGAUCACUCAGAGGUAAGCACAUGAUUCCAAUGCAAUAUCAAAUCCAGGAAGUUGUUGUGAUUCAUCACAACGAGAAACUACGAGAUGGAAUUGAUUCCGUUAAGAAGUCGUUUUUAAAAAUGAUGAAUGUAGUUGAUAUGAGGGUUUCGGAGGAUCAUCGAGAGUUUGGAAUUUCAAGGAACGUUAAAGUCAAAGAAGAUUCGAAUUCCAAUAAGAAACAGUUGAUUUUGGAGAACUUAACAGAAGAAGAAUUGAAUUUUUUGAUAAAAGAGGAAGAUUUAGAAGAAGAGAAGGACAUCACACUGGAAGAUCUUGUUAUAUCAUAUGAAGUUCCCAAGGACACCGAUUUGAAUAUUGCAAUUGCUCCUAGUGAGGAACUGAUUGUAGUAAUGAAAAUGAACAAGUCUUUGAGUUUCUAUGAAGAAGGAACAGUCAAGGAACUAAUCCAUCAAAUCUGCAGCCUCAAAAGGAGAAGAAACUAUUAUCGAAAAGAUUCUGUCGUAAUCAUGUAUACGACGGAAGAUGAGUGUCUGAAGAAUGUGAUAGCCAAAUAUGGAAAGACUUGAAAAAAUCUACUUAUUGUAAAUUAAGCCAGAAAGUGGAUACUGGAACUGGAAGAAGAGAUGCAGGAGAGCGGAUAAUGGUUAAAGGAGCUGCGAUAAAUAUGUUUUUAGAUGACAAAGAAGAAGUAGAAGAAUGUGAAUAAAAUUAAUUUAUUUUUAAAUAA
Molecule: messenger RNA, 3207 nt
Organism: Eupeodes corollae
Lineage: Eukaryota; Metazoa; Arthropoda; Insecta; Diptera; Syrphidae
Product: isoleucine--tRNA ligase, cytoplasmic-like
Exons: 1
Coding region: 155-3046 (963 amino acids)
Biological process (GO): isoleucyl-tRNA aminoacylation
Molecular function (GO): isoleucine-tRNA ligase activity; ATP binding; aminoacyl-tRNA deacylase activity
Source: RefSeq, a predicted model, not a curated record